Molecule: messenger RNA, 1035 nt
Organism: Cyclopterus lumpus (lumpfish)
Lineage: Eukaryota; Metazoa; Chordata; Actinopteri; Perciformes; Cyclopteridae
Product: olfactory receptor 52E8-like
Exons: 2
Coding region: 1-1035 (344 amino acids)
Biological process (GO): G protein-coupled receptor signaling pathway
Cellular component (GO): membrane
Molecular function (GO): olfactory receptor activity
Source: RefSeq, a predicted model, not a curated record
AUGGAGAACCAAACUUUAAGUAUGGACAUUCUAGUUCUGGAGGGGUUAAAGGUCAGCCCCCAGUCCUCUGUUCCUGCCUUCGUCCUCCUCCUCCUCAUCUACGUCUUCAUCAUGGUGUCCAACGUCGGCCUGGUGGUGCUGAUCUCCACGGAGAGGAGCCUCCACCAGCCCAUGUACCUGCUCUUCUGCAACAUGAGUAUAAACGAUGCGUUCGGCUCGACGGUCAUCCUCCCUGGCGUGUUAAGUGAUAUGUUCACUCCGACCUCGGAGCGCUUCAUCCACUAUCACGACUGCGUCCUUCAGGCCUUCUUAGGUCACUUUCACGCCGGCGCCUCCCACACGGUGCUCAUGAUCAUGGCCUUCGACCGCUACGUGGCCAUCUGCAGCCCCCUGAGAUACGCCGCCGUCAUGACCGGCAGGACGGUGGCGACGCUGUCGGCGGCGGCGUGGGCGUCGGUCUUCUUCCUGGUGUUGAUCCUCGUGGGCCUCAGCGUCCGCCUGUCGCGCUGCAGGCGGGUUGUUCUCAACCCGUUCUGCGACAACGCCUCCUUGUUCAAGCUGUCCUGUGAAAGCGUCCUCGCCAACCACAUCUACGGCCUCGGCUACACGGCGGUGCUGCUGGGCUCCUCCCUCGGCAGCGUGGCGCUCACGUACCUGAAGAUCGCCAUCGUGUGUCUGAGCACCAAGAACAAGUCUUCCCACAGCAAAGCGCUGCAGACCUGCGCCUCCCACCUCGCCGUGUACAUCGUCCUGCUGGUGUCCGGGUUCAUUAUCGUGGUCCUGCACCGCUUCCCUCACUUGUCGGACCACAGGAAGCUGGCGUCCAUCUUGUUGCAUGUGAUUCCUCCUUCCGUGAACGCUGUUAUCUACGGACUGCAGAUUAAAGCAGUCAGGCAAAAGAUUAUGAUCAUAUUUAAGAAGAAUAAACCGAUAGUGUCAGUGGCCUUCUUCGGUCCCUUUUCCCACACGGUGCUCAUGAUCGUGGCCUUCGACCCCUACGUGGCCACCUGCAGCCCCCUGAGAUACGCCGCCUGA